Messenger RNA from Orycteropus afer afer, 2706 nucleotides. It is a transcript of the gene AP1B1, whose product is annotated as adaptor related protein complex 1 subunit beta 1. Gene Ontology annotation, cellular component: membrane coat; clathrin adaptor complex. The record is from RefSeq and is a predicted model, not a curated record. The transcript is spliced from 21 exons. Gene Ontology annotation, biological process: vesicle-mediated transport; intracellular protein transport. Gene Ontology annotation, molecular function: clathrin binding. The coding region runs from base 1 to 2706 and encodes 901 amino acids. Lineage: Eukaryota; Metazoa; Chordata; Mammalia; Tubulidentata; Orycteropodidae.
AUGACUGACUCAAAAUACUUCACCACUACCAAGAAAGGGGAGAUCUUCGAGCUGAAGGCAGAGCUCAAUAGUGACAAGAAGGAGAAGAAGAAAGAGGCGGUGAAGAAAGUGAUUGCGUCAAUGACUGUGGGCAAAGAUGUCAGUGCCCUCUUCCCCGACGUGGUGAACUGUAUGCAGACGGACAACCUGGAGCUGAAGAAGCUGGUGUACCUGUACUUGAUGAACUACGCCAAGAGUCAGCCCGACAUGGCCAUUAUGGCCGUCAACACCUUUGUGAAGGACUGUGAGGACCCCAAUCCUCUGAUCCGAGCCCUGGCUGUGCGGACCAUGGGCUGCAUCCGCGUUGACAAGAUCACAGAAUACCUGUGCGAGCCCCUCCGGAAAUGCCUGAAGGAUGAGGAUCCCUACGUGCGCAAGACGGCAGCUGUGUGCGUGGCCAAGCUUCACGAUAUUAACGCCCAGCUGGUGGAGGACCAGGGCUUCCUGGACACCCUGAAAGACCUCAUCUCUGACUCGAACCCCAUGGUGGUCGCAAAUGCCGUGGCUGCCCUCUCAGAGAUUGCCGAGUCUCACCCCAGCAGCAACUUGCUCGACUUGAACCCACAAUCCAUUAACAAGCUGCUGACCGCCCUGAACGAGUGCACCGAGUGGGGCCAGAUCUUCAUCCUGGACUGCCUGGCCAACUACAUGCCCAAGGACGACCGCGAGGCCCAGAGCAUCUGUGAGCGGGUCACCCCCAGACUGUCCCACGCCAACUCUGCUGUGGUGCUGUCUGCCGUGAAGGUACUAAUGAAGUUCAUGGAGAUGUUGUCCAAGGACCUGGACUACUACGGCACGCUGCUCAAGAAGCUGGCCCCGCCCCUGGUCACACUGCUGUCGGCCGAGCCGGAGCUACAGUACGUGGCCUUGCGCAACAUCAACCUCAUCGUGCAGAAAAGGCCUGAGAUCCUGAAACACGAGAUGAAGGUCUUCUUUGUGAAGUACAAUGACCCCAUCUACGUGAAGCUGGAGAAGCUGGACAUCAUGAUCCGCCUGGCCUCCCAGGCCAACAUCGCCCAGGUGUUGGCAGAGCUGAAGGAGUAUGCAACAGAAGUAGAUGUGGACUUUGUACGGAAGGCUGUGCGAGCCAUUGGCCGGUGCGCCAUCAAGGUGGAGCAAUCAGCGGAGCGCUGUGUAAGCACACUGCUUGAUCUCAUCCAGACCAAGGUCAACUACGUGGUCCAGGAAGCCAUCGUGGUCAUCAAAGACAUCUUCCGCAAGUACCCCAACAAGUACGAGAGCGUGAUUGCCACAUUGUGCGAGAACCUAGACUCCCUGGAUGAGCCUGAGGCCCGGGCUGCCAUGAUCUGGAUUGUGGGCGAGUACGCAGAGCGCAUCGACAACGCCGAUGAACUACUGGAAAGCUUCCUCGAGGGCUUCCAUGAUGAGAGCACCCAGGUCCAGCUGCAACUCUUGACAGCCAUUGUGAAACUCUUUCUGAAGAAGCCCACGGAGACCCAGGAGCUCGUGCAGCAAGUCCUCAGUCUGGCCACUCAGGACUCUGAUAACCCAGAUCUGCGGGACCGUGGCUACAUCUACUGGCGCUUGCUCUCCACCGACCCAGUGGCUGCCAAGGAGGUGGUGCUGGCCGAGAAGCCGCUCAUCUCGGAAGAGACGGACCUCAUCGAGCCCACACUGCUGGACGAGCUCAUCUGCUACAUCGGCACGCUGGCCUCUGUCUACCACAAGCCACCCAGCGCCUUUGUGGAGGGAGGCCGGGGCGUCGUGCACAAGAGCCUACCACCCCGCACCGCCUCGAGCGAGAGCACAGAGAGCCCUGAGGCGGCCCCCACCGGAGCCCCCUCUGCUGAGCAGCCAGACGUCAUCCCCCCUCAGGGCGACCUUCUGGGAGACCUCCUCAACCUGGACCUUGGCCCCCCGGUGAGCGGCCCGCCCCUGGCCACCUCCUCAGUGCAGAUGGGAGCAGUGGACCUUCUUGGCGGAGGCCUCGACAGCUUGAUGGGGGAUGAGUCGGAAGGGGUCUGGCUCCCAGCCAUGAAGGCCAAGGGGCUGGAGAUCUCGGGUACCUUCACCCGCCAGGUGGGCUCCAUCUCCAUGGACCUCCAGCUGACUAACAAGGCCCUGCAGGUCAUGACAGACUUUGCCAUCCAGUUCAACCGCAACAGCUUUGGCCUGGCCCCCGCUGCCCCACUCCAGGUCCAUGCGCCGCUCAGCCCCAACCAGACUGUGGAGAUCUCCCUGCCUCUAAACACCGUGGGCUCAGUCAUGAAGAUGGAGCCACUCAACAACCUCCAGGUGGCUGUGAAGAACAAUAUUGAUGUCUUCUACUUCAGCACGUUGUAUCCACUGCACAUCCUCUUUGUAGAAGAUGGGAAGAUGGACCGGCAGAUGUUCCUGGCCACGUGGAAGGACAUUGCCAAUGAGAACGAAGCCCAGUUCCAGAUCAGAGACUGCCCCCUCAACGCAGAGGCCGUGAGCAGCAAACUGCAGAGCAGCAACAUCUUCACUGUUGCCAGGAGGAACGUGGAGGGACAGGACAUGCUGUACCAGUCCCUGAAACUGACCAAUGGCAUCUGGGUGCUGGCUGAGCUGCGGAUCCAGCCAGGCAAUCCCAGCCUCACGGAUUUGGAGCUGUCCCUGAAGUGCCGAGCACCAGAGGUGUCCCAGCACGUGCACCAGGCCUACGAGACCAUUCUCAAGAACUGA